GGCGGAGAUGAGCAGCAGCGCCUUUGAAUUCACAGCUACCGCUAGAGGAAGCUAAUGCUAACACAGAUUGGCGGAGUCGAUUUGUGUGAAUAAACCCGCGAGCUCCCUUUCAGUGGUUUUUAACAGGCGUCAAAGGGAGAGUUGUGCGCUGAGCUCCCGUUCUUUCGUUCUCCGUGUGGGUUUGGGCUAGCUCGGUCAUUUUCCCGUGCUAAUCCACCUCCGAGUGGAUUCAGUUUUUUAAAGAUGCUGGGAUCCCAGCUGGCCUCGCAGUCACUUAUGCAGUCUCCUUUGUGGACAACAGAACAAGUGAACCAAAGUACCUACAGUAUUGUCUGAUCAUUCGUGUCACUGCAGAAUUCACAAGAACAUGCUGAUGGACCUCAGCAAAGACAUCAUGAUGGACCUCGGCAUUACAGUCAUUGGAGACAUCAUUUCCAUUCUUAAACAUGCUAAGCAGGUCUACAGGCAGGACAUGUGCAAAAUGGCCACCGAAGCCAUCUCCUCAGGGCAGACCAGUGUGAAAGCUGAGCUCCGAAGAACCGCCAAUACUCCGGCCACUCGUAUGAUUGCCAACGCUUUGAGCCACGACUCCCCGCCGACAACUCCAGCCCGUCGUCCAGACAACCGCCUCUCGGUCACAGUGUCCAACAUGCAAGCAAACAAGAGCAGCAAAGCAGUUAUAAGUCAGCCAGCUGAAGAGGGGAACAGUUUGCCAGCAGCGAAGCACCGACGAGUGACAGCUGAGAUGGAAGGCAAGUACAUCAUCAACAUGCCCAAAGGCUCCACGCCUCGUACACGCCGCAUCCUGGCCCAGCAGGCCAAGAAAGGAUUAAAACGCACCUCCGUGUUUGCAAGACUUGGAGCUGAAUCGAAGGCCGACACAACAACAAGCAAUAACAAGCCCACCGGUGUGUUCAGUCGUCUUGGCAGAGGGGACGAAGAGGAAGACCAGCCGCAGCCAGACAAAAUGUCCACAUGCAUCGACGUAGACGACGAGGAGGACGACAGCGACGGAGAAGGCUCCGUCCUCCAGUAUGCCGGCGUCCUCAAGGGUGCCCCGUCCUUCCAGAAGAAAGAGCCCGCCACCAAACCGCCGCCAACCACCCUGCGGCGCCUGGGAGGCAAAUUCAAACUACCUCCCUCUGACACUACCACAUCCUCCCCCUCCUCCUCUUCCCCUAACGGCCUCCCCAGUGCCAAGGUCAGUGUGCUUAAAAGACUGGGCAAGCUAGCCGCCACACACCCCAGCGCUGUGUCACCCGCACCUGCUGACACGCAGGACAACCGGGUGACCAGCACCAGGCCCAAAGCCCAAGAGAGACUCACCUUAGCAAGCUCCAAGGUCAGCAGCAGCACCGGGGCUGGGGGAGGGGCUGGGGGAGGGGCAGACGGAGGCGCAGGAGAGUCUCUGGGUGCCCAGAUGGACAUCGGAGCUGUCAGUGUUUUUAAGAGGUUGGGCAACAAGAAAAACUAACGCCUGAAUCCCCACAAAAUGAUUUAGACUCUUUCUGAACUGUAUAGAAUUUGUAUCACUCCCUCUUCUGCGCUGGCGACGAGCGAGACUUUAUCAUGUGGAUGGUCAGUUUUAAUGCUGCUUUUUGGCUUUGGGUUACUCUUCGAUGAAUAUACCUUUUUUUUAAAUUAUUAUAUUUCAACCAUGCUGCCACAGCAAAACCAACUUUGUUUAGUGUUUGUUUUUAAUUGGAGGACUCAAAGUUCUCAGUCAUAUCUGCCAUUUAUGGUUUAAAAAAAUACGUAGGUAACUGUUUGCACGCUUAUGGCAUGAGCAUGACGUCAACCGAGCUGCCAUAAUUUUACCUGUCAACUCCUCAUGUAAGGGUGCUGCUUCCUAAACUUCCCUUUUUCUCAGAGUCCCGCCGAAUGGGAAGAGGUAAAUACAUGUUUCCCCAACAUGACUCGUUGGUCAUUAUGUUGAUAUCGGCCUGAAAAGGAAUUGUCUCUCCGUAAUUAAGGUACACACAUCUGACCCGUGAAGUUUAUUCUUUAAAUUAACACACACGACAACCGUCAGAGGGGAGACUGGUCUACUACUACCUUCAACAGCUCAAAAUAACCUUGUCUACCGUGUUCGGGAAAGUAGAAAAGGUGUCAAUGAGAGAAGUUCUUAACUUCCGCCAAGGACUCACUCCCGCUUAACAAGGAGCACUGCACCUCAUCCCCCCCCCCACAGAUAACCACCUCUCACCUGGGAACUACAUAGGCUCAUGUCUACCUCUCUACCAUUGUACUGAACGUUUUCUACAAACACCUGCCAGUGGAACAUUGUUUAUUUUGAAAUGCAAUGUAUAGCAUUGUUGGACCUGAUUUUACACGGCACAGAAUCCCUCAAGCUGCAUAUUUUUCUAUGUGGACACUCAUGUCUCAUGUAUGCUUGUAAAGAAACUCCAAGAUACAAUCAUGUCUGGUGUCAUGGGGCCGCUGCAGGUCUAGAGUAGGAAGUUCAGUCACCCAGUAUGGCUCAUGGUCACCUGUGUCCUCUUUUGCUCUUUCUUCACACCAGAACUUUGUUACACUGUAAAUAUUUGAAAUGUUUAAAAUCACAUUAUGGAAUUUUUAUAGUUUCAAAGAACAAGCCAGGUUCAAAGACCUCAUGGUUUUUUUAAAGGGUAUUGAAGAAAAGUGAUUCUGAUUUUGAGGAAAAUAUACUUGGAGAAUAAUAAAAAGAGAAGAGUCCAAA
Molecule: messenger RNA, 2698 nt
Organism: Gasterosteus aculeatus aculeatus (three-spined stickleback)
Lineage: Eukaryota; Metazoa; Chordata; Actinopteri; Perciformes; Gasterosteidae
Gene: c1h19orf47
Product: chromosome 1 C19orf47 homolog
Cellular component (GO): nucleus
Source: RefSeq, a predicted model, not a curated record